Messenger RNA from Parasteatoda tepidariorum (common house spider), 657 nucleotides. RefSeq lists its product as uncharacterized. NCBI's taxonomy places the organism in Eukaryota, Metazoa, Arthropoda, Arachnida, Araneae, Theridiidae. Gene Ontology annotation, cellular component: membrane. The record is from RefSeq and is a predicted model, not a curated record.
AAUAGUUGUUUGGCGAAUAUUUACAAGUUUACUAAAGAGGCCAAAUAACGCCAAAUGCGUGUGUGGAUUGUUUUACUUUUUCAAGGAGCGGUAAAGUAAGAGCACAGGUUGAAACCCUCGAGAGUAAAUCAUUAAAAAUGUCUCUGGAUUUAGAUUAUUUGAGAUCAAGAGAAGGAAUUUUGCGAAUUUUUGAAGCGGUGAUAGGGGUGUGUGGUAUUAUCUGCAUAAGUAAUGGAAAUUAUUGCGGCCACUGGGAUAUGUACAGAUUCUACAACUUUGUGGUGACGACUACUCUCAUUCUGGCAGUCAUUUUCAUCAUCUUUUAUCUCUUCAGAAUAGACAAAGCCAUCACUUUCAUCAACUGCUUCAUGUGUGUGUUCGUCAAUGAUGUUCUGUUUACUGUUCUGUACCUUGUAGCCACCAUAUUGAUAAUCAUCACAAUCGGGACCUGUAGAGCUGGACAAGUGGCCAGAAUUUUUGCUACGCUUUUUGGAAUUUUGGGCACAAUUGAUGUCGGACUGUUGGCACUCUUUGGCUAUAAAGUUUUCAAAUCAGAAACAGCCCCCAAAUCAGAUGGAGUUUGAUGAAUGUUACAAGACUUUUAUUUUGUGAAAAUUUAUUUAAUGUGUUUUUAACUAAAAAAUUGAUUACUUUUUA